UGUUCAUUCAUAUAAUAAAAGUCUUAACACCUUGUGUUCCAAGAAAAGACUUUUUUUUAAAAAAAUCGUUUUGCAUCCAAGUUAAAUACUAGUAUAUAAUAUUAGCUACUACUGAAUGUGUGAUGCAAUAAUUUUGUUUCUGUGUAAUAAAAUCCUUAUUUGAAAGGGGAGUUGGACGGCAGCCUGUAGGAGUACUUGGGCGGCAGCAGAGAGAGAGAGCGCGCGCUUGCAAAUCCCCAUUCCCCUGUAGAGUCCCAGUAGAUUAGAGAGCAAGUAAUCAUUUCCCACAAGCAAAUUCAAGCCUUACACAGUGCACUGUCCCAAAAAGCAGGAGCCCAUAACAAUAACAACACAACAACCCACUUUUGACAAAUAGGUAACUCAUAACCUCAACUACUGUUAAGUCAGUCUGACGGAGAAGAAACUCAGAUCAGUAAAAUGCUACUGAUCUUCAGGUCUGAGUAUUAGCCUGCCGCCGGAGGUCUAAAUUGGUGUUGUGACAAACGAAUUUACUCUUUUAACAUCGGAACAGCUAUGGCUGAAGGGAACAGUUUGAAUGGAAAUUCAGGACUCAAUGAAGCCUCCUCAUCAUCAGGAGGGCAAAACAAUACAAGCCAGCAGGAUUCAGACAAGACCAAACAAGCAGAGAACACUAAUACAGUUCCCUUUUACAAGCUCUUCUCCUUUGCUGAUUCCACUGAUCUAGUUUUGAUGAUCACUGGAACUAUUGCAGCUAUUGGCAACGGAUUGUCCCUGCCCAUUAUGACAAUUCUUUUUGGAGAAUUGACAGACUCCUUCGGACAAAACCAAAAUAACAAAGAUGUGCUUCGCGUAGUCUCCAGGGUCUCGCUAAAAUUUGUCUACUUAGCUUUGGGAUGUGGGGCUGCUGCAUUUCUUCAGGUCGCUUGUUGGAUGAUCUCCGGUGAAAGACAGGCUUCUCGAAUAAGGAGUCUCUAUCUAAAAACUAUUUUGCAACAAGAUAUUGCUUUCUAUGAUAAGGAAACAAAUACGGGAGAGGUGGUUGGGCGGAUGUCUGGUGACACUGUUCUUAUACAAGACGCAAUGGGCGAGAAGGUAGGGAAAUUUGUACAGCUGAUAUCAACGUUCAUUGGGGGAUUUGUCAUUGCAUUUACCAAAGGCUGGCUUCUCACACUUGUCAUGUUAUCCGCCAUUCCUCCACUUGUCAUAUCUGGUGCAGCGAUGUCCCACGUUCUAUCUAGGAUGGCGUCCAGUGGACAAGAUGCUUACGCCAAGGCUGCAACGGUGGUUGAACAGACAAUUGGAUCCAUUAGAACGGUUGCAUCAUUUACAGGGGAGAAGCAAGCUGUGGCCAACUAUAACGAGUCCCUAAUUAAAGCUUACCAUUCAGGUGCUAAUGAAGGGCUGGCAACUGGAUUAGGUCUGGGCUCACUUUUUGCUAUUAUAUACUGCAGCUACGCUUUGGCUAUUUGGUAUGGUUCAAAGCUCAUCUUGGAAAAAGGAUAUACUGGUGGUCAAGUUAUCAAUGUAAUUAUUGCUGUGUUAACUUCUUCCAUGUCCCUGGGGCAGGCAGCUCCCUGUAUGUCUGCAUUUGCUGCAGGUCAAGCAGCAGCUUUCAAGAUGUUUGAAACCAUAAAGAGAAAGCCGGAGAUUGAUGCUUAUGAUACCAAUGGAAAAAUAUUGAACGACAUCCGUGGUGAUAUUGAAUUGAAUGGUGUGUGCUUCAGUUACCCAGCCAGACCUGAUGAGCAAAUAUUCGGUGGAUUUUCACUAUUUGUACCAAGUGGCACAACUGCAGCUUUGGUUGGGCAAAGUGGAAGUGGGAAGUCAACAGUCAUAAGUCUGAUAGAAAGAUUUUAUGAUCCUCAAUCUGGUCAAGUUCUGAUUGAUGGAAUUAAUCUCAAGGACUUCCAGCUUAAGUGGAUCAGGGGAAAGAUUGGUCUUGUGAGCCAAGAACCCGUACUUUUCACAACAAGCAUUAAGGAAAAUAUUUUGUAUGGCAAGCACGAUGCUACUGCUGAAGAGAUCAAAGCUGCAACUGAGUUAGCAAAUGCCGCAAAGUUCAUAGAUAAACUCCCACAGGGUCUAGACACCAUGGUUGGAGAACAUGGAACUCAACUUUCUGGUGGGCAAAAGCAAAGAAUUGCCAUUGCAAGAGCAAUUUUAAAAGAUCCACGGAUAUUACUAUUAGAUGAAGCAACAAGUGCAUUAGAUGCAGAAUCUGAGAGAGUUGUACAAGAAGCAUUGGAUAGAAUUAUGAUCAACAGAACAACCAUCAUAGUUGCACAUCGAUUGAGCACAGUAAGGAAUGCUGAUAUGAUUGCAGUCAUUCAUCGGGGAAAAGUUGUUGAAACAGGCACACAUUGCGAACUACUCAAGGAUCCUGAGGGAGCGUAUUCUCAGCUUAUUCGCUUACAAGAAGUGAACAAAGAAACAGAAAAAUCAGGCUUAGAUGAGAGGGAAAGAUUAGAUAAGUCUAUGGGAUCUGAUAGACAGUCAAGUCAAAGAAUGUCACUAUUACGAUCCAUCAGCCGGAGUUCAUCUGGCGUAGGAAAUAGCAGCCGCCGUUCACUAUCCAUCUCAUUUGGUUUACCUACUGGACUUAGUGUACCUGAAACAGCUAACACAGACACAGAAACGGGUAUCCAGGAAGUAGCUGAAAAGCCGUUAAAGGUCCCCAUCCGUCGCCUAGCCUAUCUUAACAAGCCUGAAAUACCUGUGCUUAUCAUUGGAACUGUGGCUGCAAUAAUUAAUGGUGCUAUACUUCCAAUUUUCGGAAUCUUAUUCUCUAGCGUGAUCAAAACAUUUUAUGAGCCACCGCAUGAACUAAGGAAGGACUCAAGGUUUUGGGCUCUUAUGUUUGUUCUUCUUGGAGGUGUAACUUUAAUUGCAUUUCCUGCAAGGACAUAUCUUUUCAGUAUAGCUGGUUGUAAGUUGAUAAGAAGAAUUAGAUCAAUGUGCUUUGAGAAGGUGGUCCACAUGGAGGUAGGAUGGUUUGAUGAAUCUGAGCACUCCACUGGAAUCAUUGGUGCUAGGCUUUCUGCUGAUGCAGCCACAGUGCGUGGUUUAGUAGGAGAUGCACUUGCUCAAAUGGUCCAAGAUAGUGCAACAGCAAUUGUAGGCUUAGCUAUUGCUUUUGAAGCGAGUUGGCAGUUGGCGCUUAUCGUUCUUGCUAUGAUACCUCUAAUUGGAUUAAAUGGAUAUGUCCAAAUCAAGUUCAUGACAGGGUUCAGUGCAAAUGCAAAGGUGAUGUACGAGGAAGCAAGUCAAGUUGCGAAUGAUGCUGUUGGAGGUAUAAGAACUGUUGCUUCAUUUUGUGCAGAAGAGAAGGUGAUGGAAAUAUACAGAAGAAAGUGUGAAGGCCCAUUGAAGGCAGGAAUCAAGCAAGGUUUGAUUAGUGGGAUUGGGUUUGGUGUAUCAUUUGCUUUGCUGUUUUGUGUAUAUGCAACCAGUUUUUAUGCGGGAGCUCAUCUUGUUCAGGAUGGCAAAAUCACUUUUUCAGACGUUUUCCGUGUUUUCUUUGCUCUGACGAUGGCAGCUAUAGGAAUUUCCCAGUCAAGCUCAUUGGCUCCAGAUUCAAGCAAGGCCAAGAGUGCUGCUGCUUCCGUAUUUGCUAUUCUAGACAGGAAAUCAAAAAUAGAUCCAAGUGAUGAUUCUGGUAUGACACUGGACACUGUGAAGGGAGAUAUUGAGCUGAAGCACGUAAGCUUUAAGUAUCCAACAAGGCCAGAUAUUCAAAUUUUAAGAGACCUUUGUUUGACCAUUCACAGUGGGAAGACGGUUGCUUUGGUUGGGGAGAGCGGAUGUGGAAAGUCAACCGUAAUAUCUUUGCUGCAAAGGUUUUAUGAUCCUGAUUCAGGCCAGAUUUUGUUGGAUGGAAUAGAGAUUCAGAAGUUCCAGGUAAAAUGGUUUAGGCAGCAAAUGGGGCUUGUAAGCCAAGAGCCAGUGUUGUUCAACGACACAAUCCGAGCCAAUAUUGCAUAUGGAAAGGAAGGAAAUGCAACUGAAGCUGAAGUUUUAGCAGCAGCCGAAUUAGCAAACGCCCACAAGUUCAUCAGUGGUCUGCAACAGGGUUAUGAUACGACAGUGGGAGAGCGAGGAACUCAGCUGUCAGGUGGGCAAAAGCAACGAGUGGCUAUAGCGAGGGCCAUAUUGAAAAAUCCAAAAAUCUUACUAUUAGAUGAGGCAACGAGUGCAUUGGAUGCAGAAUCAGAGAGAAUAGUUCAAGAUGCACUUGACCGGGUGGUGGUAAAUCGUACAACUGUGGUGGUUGCACAUAGAUUAUCCACCAUCAAAGGAGCAGAUGUAAUUGCUGUGGUAAAAAAUGGAGUUAUUGUGGAGAAAGGGAAACACGAUACUCUUAUCAAUAUCAAAGAUGGUUUUUAUUCCUCUUUGGUUGCCCUCCACACCAGUGCUUCCUAGUUCUACUACUGCUUGGUCUCUUAAUUAGUAAUUAAUACUUGUAUUUAUUUUUAAUUUUGUUAUUUUUCUAUUUCUUGCCAAGUCUUGUAAAGUCUUGCAUUAUCCAUUUACAAAUGAGAGAAGCAAGUUAAUGUCAUGAUGUGUUGUGUUAAA
This is a messenger RNA of Solanum dulcamara, 4554 nucleotides long. Its product is annotated as ABC transporter B family member 21-like. The record is from RefSeq and is a predicted model, not a curated record. Bases 535 to 4401 code for a protein of 1288 amino acids. Gene Ontology annotation, cellular component: membrane. NCBI's taxonomy places the organism in Eukaryota, Viridiplantae, Streptophyta, Magnoliopsida, Solanales, Solanaceae. The transcript has 13 exons. Gene Ontology annotation, biological process: transmembrane transport. Gene Ontology annotation, molecular function: ABC-type transporter activity; ATP binding; ATP hydrolysis activity.